Molecule: messenger RNA, 4810 nt
Organism: Nerophis ophidion (straightnose pipefish)
Lineage: Eukaryota; Metazoa; Chordata; Actinopteri; Syngnathiformes; Syngnathidae
Gene: atp8b1
Product: ATPase phospholipid transporting 8B1
Exons: 30
Coding region: 177-3926 (1249 amino acids)
Biological process (GO): Golgi organization; phospholipid translocation
Cellular component (GO): plasma membrane
Molecular function (GO): ATPase-coupled intramembrane lipid carrier activity; ATP binding; magnesium ion binding
Source: RefSeq, a predicted model, not a curated record
AACAGGUGAGGCCGCAGGUGGGAGGAGGAAGGGCGGGGAGCCGUGGAGCUUCUUUACAAGCAGGAAGAAGAAGAAGAAGAAGAAGAAGGAAACAUGGUCGCAGACUCACCGAAAGUUGGAUUCUUCCUCCUUUUUUAAACUCCGCGCGGAAAACCUAAGCUCCCUACAGUGUGAAAAUGAGUAUUCGGCGUACAGGCGGCCAUCCAUCCCUGGAGCCCAAUGAUGAUGUCAUGCCCUACAGUGAUGAUGAGACCGACGACGAGCUGGAUGUAUCCACAGAAGAGGAAGAGGAGGAGACACCAGGUGCACCGCAGCCCCCUGUGGAAAUUCGACCCACUGAGAUUGCUUGGAGGGUGAAAGCCAAUGACCGAGCGUAUCAUCACCUGCCAGAAUUUGACAAAAAAACAUUCCUGUGCAUUAAGAAGAGCAAAUAUUCUGGAAAUGCCAUCAAGACGUACAAGUACAACGUCUUCACCUUCCUUCCACUCAACUUGUUUGAGCAGUUCAAGAGAGUUGCAAACAUCUACUUCUUGGCUCUGCUGAUCUUGCAGUCUAUUCCAGCUAUCACCACUCUGCCUUGGUACACCACUCUGAUUCCUCUGGUCGUGGUUUUGGGGGUGACGGCCAUCAAAGACCUGGUGGAUGAUCUUGCUCGGCAUCGAAUGGACAAGGAGAUUAAUAACCGGAAAUGUGAGGUCUUGCUAGACGGCAGGUUUCAAGCGUCAAAGUGGAGGGACAUCCAGGUCGGAGAUGUUGUUCGUAUGAAGAAAAAUGACUUUAUUCCGGCGGACAUUUUGCUGCUUUCCAGCUCAAACCCAAACAGCCUUUGCUACGUGGAAACGGCAGAGCUUGACGGAGAAACCAAUUUGAAGUUUAAGUUGGGACUCCGAGUGACUGAUGAGAGACUCCAGGAGGAACGUCAGCUGGCUCAGUUUGAUGCCAUGAUUGAAUGCGAGGAGCCCAACAACCGUCUGGAUAAGUUCACCGGGGUCAUGCAAUGGAAGACUGACCGCUAUCCCUUGGAUCUGGACAACAUACUGCUCCGUGGUUGCAAGAUCAGAAAUACGGAAGUAUGCCACGGACUGGUCAUCUUUGCAGGUGCUGACACAAAGAUCAUGAGAAAUGGAGGAAAGACACGAUUCAAGAGGACCAAAAUUGACGAGCUGAUGAACUAUAUGGUCUACACCAUCUUUGUCCUCCUCCUCCUGGUGUCAGCAGGACUUGCCAUCGGUCACAGCUUCUGGUUUGAGGAAAUCGGCGCCAACGCCUGGUAUUUAUAUGACGGAAGAGAAGAUAGUACCUCCUACAGGGGGUUCCUCAGCUUCUGGGGUUACAUCAUUGUUCUGAACACCAUGGUGCCUAUUUCACUCUACGUCAGCGUGGAGGUGAUUCGUCUCGGCCAGAGUAAGUUCAUCAACUGGGACCUGCAGAUGUAUUAUGCAGACAAAGACACACCAGCAAAGGCUCGAACCACCACCUUGAACGAGCAGCUUGGACAGAUCGAGUACAUCUUCUCAGACAAGACGGGGACGCUGACACAAAACAUCAUGCAGUUCAAAAAAUGCACCAUUUCUGGACACAGUUAUGGCAAUCCAACCACUGCUGAGGGAGUGAAUCUGGACCGAGGAAGGCCAGUGGACUGGAGCUGGAACGCGGAUGCUGACAAAAAAUUCCAGUUCAUGGACAACUCCCUAGUUGCCUGCUUGCGAUCCAAAAAGGAUAAAGAUGCAUUGGAAUUCUUCAAACUCCUCUCCCUCUGCCACACUGUCAUGGUGGAGAGCAGUGAGAGUACCGGGGAGUUGGUGUACCAAGCAGCGUCUCCAGAUGAGGGCGCCCUGGUGACGGCAGCGAGGAACUUUGGCUUCGUGUUCCUUUCCCGGACCCAGGACACCAUCACCAUCAGGGAGAUGGGAGAAGAGAAAACCUACGAGAUGUUGGCGCUGCUGGACUUCAACUCCGACCGCAAGCGCAUGUCCAUCAUCUUGAAAUUCCCAGAUGGUCGUAUUCGUCUCUACUGUAAAGGAGCUGACACAGUCAUUUAUGAGCGUCUUUCGCCUAAUUCCAAACACAAGGAGUCCACACAAACUGCUCUGGAUAAAUUUGCCAGAGAGACCUUGCGUACACUAUGUUUGUGCUACAAGGACAUCAGCGCUGCAGAGUAUGAAUCCUGGACCAGGAAACACAUGGAGGCUCAGAUGACGAUGUCCAACAGAGACGACGCCCUGGAUCACGUGUAUGAGCUGAUUGAGACCAACCUGUUGUUGAUUGGAGCAACAGCAAUUGAGGACAAACUGCAGGAAGGAGUACCGGAGACCAUUGCCAAACUGGCCAAGGCCAACAUCAAGAUCUGGGUCUUGACCGGAGAUAAGAAAGAAACUGCCGAAAACAUUGGAUUCUCAUGCUCCCUUCUGACGGAAGACAUGCACAUCCACUUUGGAGAGCACGUCAAUGAGAAGCUGUCCAUCCGUCAGGCAAAAAGGAGAAACGAGCCUCCGAUUCAGAGUCGAGGCAGAAAGAGACCUGCUGAACCUUUUUUCACUGAGCCGGGCAAGAACGCUCUCAUCAUCACUGGAGGAUGGCUGAACGAGAUUUUGUAUGAAAAGAAAAAGAAACGCCGCCGUUUGCGUCUUCGACGUCUGGGAAAGCGACCGCCUCCCAGCAGCCCUCAGGAUGGACAGCCUAUGAACGACUGGGAGAAAGAAAUAAGACAAAUUGACUUUGUGGACAUGGCGUGCGAGUGCGAGGCAGUCAUCUGCUGCCGUGUCACACCCAAGCAGAAAGCUAACGUGGUCAGUCUGGUCAAGAAAUACAAGAAGGCCGUCACCUUGUCCAUCGGAGACGGCGCCAACGAUGUCAACAUGAUUAAAACCGCAGACAUCGGUGUUGGUAUCAGUGGUCAGGAGGGCAUGCAGGCCGUGAUGUCCAGUGACUUUGCCUUUGCUCAGUUCCGCUACCUGGAGCGCCUCCUGCUGGUUCACGGACGCUGGUCCUACAUUAGAAUGUGCAAGUUCCUCCGGUUCUUCUUCUUCAAGAACUUUGCCUUCACUCUGGUUCAUUUCUGGUACUCUUUCUUCAACGGAUACUCAGCCCAGGUGACUUUCGAGGACUGGUUCAUCACGCUGUAUAAUCUUUGUUACAGCAGCUUACCGGUUCUUCUUGUUGGACUGCUUGACCAGGAUGUCAAUGACCGACUGAGCCUCAAGUUCCCAAAGCUCUAUCUGCCCGGCCAGCAGGGGUCGCUCUUCAACUACAGGAACUUCUUCAUCAGCUUGUUCCACGGCAUCUUCGUCUCCCUCAUCAUCUUCUUCAUCCCUUACGGCGCCUUCCUGCAGACCAUGGGGCAGGAUGGAGAAGCCCCCUCGGACUACCAGUCUUUUGCUGUGGUCACGGCCUCCGCGCUCAUUUUUACUGUCAAUCUGCAGAUCUCCCUGGACACUUCUUACUGGACCUUUGUCAACUGUUUUGCUGUUUUGGGAAGCAUAGCCAUCUACUUUGGGAUUAUGUUUGACUUGCACAGUGCGGGCAUACACGUCAUUUUCCCCCAAUUCUUCACCUUCACAGGAGCGGCUUCAAAUGCGCUUCGCCAGCCUUACUUGUGGUUAACCAUCAUCCUGACGGUGGGCAUUAGCCUGCUGCCUGUGGUCUGCAUCCAGUUCCUCCAUAAAAUCAUCUGGCCUUCCAUAGGAGACAAGGUCCAGAGAAACAGGAAAAAGUACGAGUUGGAACUGCAAAAGGAGGCAAAGAAACAGCCCUCAGCGUUCCAGCGCGGCGGCCGUUCCCGUCGCUCCGGCUACGCCUUCUCUCACUCUCGGGGCUACGCCGACCUCAUCGUUUCUGGGCGGAGCCUCCGGAGACGCCCCACGGCCCGAGCGCGGCCCCAGAACAGCAUCAGGGAGCUUCCCGAAAGAGCGGCCGAGAACAUUUGAUAUCGCGGUCGAAUCGUAAUCGUUGUCUUUUUUUUUUGUUUUUAAGCAGUGUGAUCUGCGACGAGGAGGAAUGACAUCAUGAUGAUGUCAUCCUGUGGAUAUUUAGGUGCUCGUGAAAGAAGUACUUAUGCACAGACUCUGGUAUGCAAAACUGUCAUUUAUUUAAAUGAUCUCAGGACUUUUAAAAAAAAAGCUUUAUUUUUUAACAUAAAGACGCCGUUCAUUUCCCUUCUGGCUCCACAUUCAUAAAGUGCUUGAAAUUCAAGUAUUUCCUGUUAAAUAUCGCCGCAUUUAAAGUGUUUUAUCCGGAGUAAAGGUUACUGUAAAAACAAACCAAAAAAAAGGUGGUCAGUCGUUAAGUGAAGGCUUCUUUUUCACGACAAUCACUCAUUUAACUUCAAAUUUAUCCAAAAAUCUUUUAAAUAUGUGAUUAUGUAAUGUCGUAUAAGUUGUGCGUCUACUUUUUAAAAUGCAAAUCCAGUAAAUUGUCCCUUUUGUGUGAAUGUGAGAGUGAAAGUCGCCUGCAUGUGGAGCCCACCUUCCAGCUGGGAUAGGCUCCAGCUGCAUUCCACAAGAAUGAAUGGAUAAUAAUCCUCUUCCCCCUAAAAGUCUUCAGGUAGCUCUUAGUAGACUAUUAUUACUUUUUUCAAUUUGUUGUGUGUAUUGUUUACAUUCCACCUGCCGUUUCUUGCGCCCUACAAAUCUAUUUAAGAUACGACUACUUUCUUCUCAGCCAAAACUUCCAAACUGUUACUGUUGUGUUGCUCCUGCUGGUGUUAAUGUGCACAAAUGUGGUUUUAUCACUUCAUGACUGGAGCUUGUUGUCUCUGACACGACCCUGGGUGUUUUUAUCAUGUCGUUAAUAAAAGCCAAAUGGACCUGCA